Camelina sativa (false flax) is the source of this 945-nucleotide messenger RNA. The record is from RefSeq and is a predicted model, not a curated record. Lineage: Eukaryota; Viridiplantae; Streptophyta; Magnoliopsida; Brassicales; Brassicaceae.
AUAACCUUCGUUUCCUCUGUUAUUGCCACUUCCUUCAUGAUUCAUGAAACUACUGUAACCUUCCACGAACAUAUAUAAUCUCAAAACCCUUUUCUUCUUCCACCUUAUCUUUGCAUCGUAGCUUUCGAUUUUUUUCUCUUCUCCUUCUUCUUCUUUAGAUUUUCCCCGAGAAAGUUUGCUCUUUUUUUUCCUCUGUUCUUCAUAAAAAAGAUUCUCUUUUUCUUUCUUUUCUUUGAUCGAUCGAGUGUGUUAGCGUGAUGUCUUCAGAGAACGAUUUCGCUGAGUUCGAAAGUGGAAGCGAUGGUGUCUCUCGUUUUUUACCGCUGAUUUUAGCUAUAACCGCCAAAGAAGCUGCUGAGGACGCUGAUCAGCCGACGACGAUACACGCGCAUAUCAGCAUGGAUCCGUUGACUCCGAGUGUGGUGACGAUCGGAUUUGGUCCUGGGCUCGAAGAUUUCUUAGGCGGCGGUGGUAAAGAAGGGAGAUCGCCGGCGUCGAAAGCUUCGGUUGAGAGUAUGCCACGUGUCGUCAUCGGAGAAGAUAAUAAGGGGAAGGGUUCUUGCGCGAUUUGCUUGGAGGAGUGGUCUAAAGGUGACGUGGCGACUGAGAUGCCGUGUAAGCACAGGUUUCACUCCAAGUGCGUUGAGGAGUGGUUGGGGAUGCACGCCACGUGUCCUAUGUGUAGGUACGAGAUGCCUGUUGAGCAAGUGCGUGGAGGACUGGUUGGGGAUACACCAACCUUGUGGAUUGGGUUCUCCGUCGGCGGGAGGAGAGGUGAAGAAGACUGAGGAAGAAGACGACAAGGUGAUGAAACAGAGGCUUAGGUUUUUUAGGUUUUAGGGGAUGAGAGCUUUGUAUAUUUUUUGUUUUUUUUUUCCGUUUUCUGAAUAUCAAUUUUCUCGAAUUCAAUGUAUUUUGUUGCUGAAAUUGAAACAAAUUCAAGAA